Messenger RNA from Caenorhabditis sp. 36 PRJEB53466, 466 nucleotides. NCBI's taxonomy places the organism in Eukaryota, Metazoa, Nematoda, Chromadorea, Rhabditida, Rhabditidae. The record is from the annotation of a GenBank genome assembly.
AUGGUCAACGAGCUGUCGUUCAACUGCGAAAACGCGUGGCUCAAUCUGUUCGUCGGCGGCGAGCUGUAUCCGGUGCAGGUGAAGACGUUGAUGAAUCCGGCGACGUGCGGCAGCUUCUUCCGUGACGUCGUCAAGGUUUCCGACGCGGCGAUCAAAGUGCGAGGGGCGCUGUGGGAGGCGUCGCCGAACCACAUCAAGAAUCGCGUUGAUAUCGAUCGCGACGGACAGCUUUUCAGACAUGUAAGCGCUGAUUGUCAUUCGAGCGAGCAUUACCUCUUUUCAGGUGCUGCAAUACCUCCGUAACGGAAAACUAACAAGCCUUCCAGAUGACAAGUUUACUCUGGAAGGGCUGGUUGCCGAGGCGGACUUUUUCGGACUCGAGAAGUACCGAGAGAUGCUGAAGAGGAAGCUGUGGAAGCUGACCGGCAAGCGCCAGUACUACGCGUGUUACUCGGAUUCCGAUUGA